This is a messenger RNA of Mytilinidion resinicola, 1106 nucleotides long. RefSeq lists its product as uncharacterized. Gene Ontology annotation, molecular function: ATP hydrolysis activity; ATP binding. The record is from RefSeq and is a predicted model, not a curated record. Lineage: Eukaryota; Fungi; Ascomycota; Dothideomycetes; Mytilinidiales; Mytilinidiaceae. Gene Ontology annotation, biological process: protein insertion into mitochondrial inner membrane from matrix; mitochondrial respiratory chain complex III assembly. The coding region runs from base 256 to 882 and encodes 208 amino acids. Gene Ontology annotation, cellular component: mitochondrial inner membrane. The transcript has a single exon.
GGCUAUGGUCAUCAGCACUCUCGCUUUUUCCACCGACCCUAUCAAGACAUUCCUUCGCUACUGUGGAGGUCUUUAUAAUAAGGAAGCAUAAUACGGACAUCGGUGUAUACACUCUCAACGACAAGUCAGGAACAUCCUGGAAUGUCACCGAUAAGCCAAUCCGCUCUUUGGAUACCACUUACAUGGAUCAAGCAAUCAAAGAAGAUAUUCUCAAGGACGCAGAAGAAUUCUUCGACACUAAAACAAAACGGUUCUAUGCUGAUAACAGCAUCCCCUACCGUCGGGGCUAUCUUCUAUGGGGUCCGGCUGGCACAGGAAAGACGAGUUUCAGGUUUCGCAUUAGCCGGCUAUCUCAAAUACGAUCUGCGUCUGAUCAGCCUUUCAGCUGUGAAUGACAAUGCCCUUCUCGAAGCAUUUGGGAACCUCGAGGGCCCCUGCGUCGUCGUGCUCGAAGACGUCGACAGUGCAGGCAUUACCCACGAAAAUGCGAAGAAGGGUAACAACUCCGCUAAGCUCACUCUUAGUGGACUCCUAAAUGCAAUCGACGGCAACGCAGCGCCGGAGAACCGGCCGCUGAUCAUGAGAAGCAACUGCCCCGAAGCCCUCGACGACGCCCUUACCCGCCCUGGCCGAAUAUAUCGCCAGAUCUAUUUCAGCCAUAUCGCGCAACCCUCCGCGGCAAUCUACAAGCGCUUGGUCGCUAGGCUCGUGGCUCGUGAUGGCGUUAUUUCGAAACAAGAAAUCGAGCCGUUGGCGAAGCGCUUCGCGGAGCAGAUCCCUAAAAACUCGAUCACUCCAGCUGAGUUGCAAAAUACCUGCAGAUGUAUCGUGGCGAGCCAAUGCGAGCUAUCGAUGAGGUCGGUCCAUGGGUGGCCGAACUGAUUGCAAAGAGGCCGAAGACUGAUGAGUCCUGAGUCUUGAGCACCGAAUGAAAGAAGCUCGUGCAUUGCUAAAGCAUGAUAGUCCAAAGUUGUAGGAUAGCGAUACGGCAUUGAGGUGUUAAGGCGUUCAGGCGUUUGUUUUGGAAAGGAGAGGGUAUCAAAUGUUCUCCGAAAACAAUGUGAGUAGAUCUAGCGCAGCGUUGAUUGCUGCCUACAAAAAUCAGG